Molecule: messenger RNA, 2635 nt
Organism: Papaver somniferum (opium poppy)
Lineage: Eukaryota; Viridiplantae; Streptophyta; Magnoliopsida; Ranunculales; Papaveraceae
Product: glycosylphosphatidylinositol anchor attachment 1 protein-like
Exons: 6
Coding region: 352-2463 (703 amino acids)
Biological process (GO): attachment of GPI anchor to protein
Cellular component (GO): GPI-anchor transamidase complex; membrane
Source: RefSeq, a predicted model, not a curated record
UAUAAGUUUGUGUAACACGGCUAACUGCUAACACCAGCGAUGCAUUCCAAGCUUCAGCAUCGCCUUUUACGACUCUUCCUUUACCUUUCGCUUCUGCUUUGCUUCGAUCUCCCAGUGACUUCCCCAUCUUGUUUAUCAUCUCCCUCGUCAUUAUCGUCUUCAUCAUCCUGAACAACGGUUCCAUCAGGGAUUCAGGAUUGAUUUUCUGCUCUCAACGGGUUCAUCAGGACUAAACCAAUUUUGAAUGUCCUUUUAAGUUUGUCUCAUGUACAUCUAGAACUAGGUCUCAGCUAGAAGAACUAAAUAGUGGAGGGUGGUGAAUCUAUCCAUCUUAAAUUCUUCUCGUCGAUCAUGGAGAAUGGUAUUCCGGAUUCUCAGAACCCUAAACCUAAACCUCGACCCAUUGUCCGUAUCGGCAUCUUCUUAAUUUCUCAUAAUGUCUUCUUUAGUGUUAUAUGCUGUAUUGGAGGGAUCUUAGCUCUCUUUUUGCUACCUCUAAUGGCUAAAAAUAGUUACAUUUCUGAAAAUGCUCUAAUGCCAGGUUCUGCAAAUCCCAUGUUCUCUCGUUAUGAUACAAUGGAAGCUAAUAAGCUGGUUAAGGAUAUAAUGUCCAUGUCCUUAAAGCCAGAAGAAACUGGAAUAGAAAUUGCGAGAUUGCUCACACAAAGAAUGGAAGAAUCAGGUGUUGAAGUUUAUCACCACAGAUUUCAUGAGAAAAUUAGUCAAUUUCGUAUCCUCCACUUUUUCUCAGAUACCCCUUAUACAGGGUUGUUGCUUCAAAAUACUAGUGCCAUACAUGGAAUAAACACUGUUGGUAUCAUAAGAGCACCACGCGGUGACGGAAAAGAAGCAAUAGUAUUUGUGACGCCUUACAAUUCAACAAAGAUUGAGUUAAGUGAGGCUCUGUCGAUAGGUCUUGCAUACUCAGUAUUUUCCCUACUUGGCCGUGUCACCUGGCUAGCAAAGGAUAUUGUUUGGCUGGCUGCAGACUCACGAUAUGGGGAGUAUACAUCUGUUUCUGCUUGGCUUCGAGAUUAUCACACUCCAGUAUUUAAUGGGCCAGAAAGCAAAGAGAAUCCUACCACAGGGGCUGGAAACACUGAUGUCUUUAGACGUGCUGGUACUAUGGCCGCAGCACUUGUCAUAAAAGUCGUGGAGAAACAUGAAGAAACUGAGAAGGAUACACUUUGUAUAUACGCUGAGGCAUCUAACGGGCAGAUGCCAAACCUAGAUCUCAUCAAUACAGUGCAUUAUUUGGCAGUACAUACACAAGGUCUGCGUGUAAAGGUAGAGAAAGUAUAUUGCCUGCUCAACUUAGCAUGGCUCCAAGUUAUGGGUCAGAUUCUCGAGUCAGUUAGCAAAGUGGCUAAAGGCUUAAAUUCACAGUGGAAGUUUGGUAUGCCGGCUGCAGAAUACGUGGACGGCACAGCUACACUUGCUAGUUCAUUAUAUUAUCAAGCCAUAGGGGUACCGACUGGGUCACAUGGUGCUUUUCGUGAUUACCAAGUUGAUGCAGUUACUUUAGAGAUAUCACCCAGAGGUUUUCUAAAUAACGAAGGCAGACGGACGGAGUUUCUUCUAAGGGGUGGCAGGUUGAUGGAAAGUGUAGUCCGUUCAGUGAACAAUCUUCUUGAAAAGUUUCACCAAUCUUUUUUCCUCUACCUCAUGACAUCUCCCAGUAAAUUCGUCUCAGUUGGAGUCUACAUGAUUGCAUUUUUAUUGCUCCUUGUGCCACUUCCUAUAGCUGCAGCAGCUCUGUAUUCUGGUGCUAAAAAUCUGGGUUCGAAUCUGACAAAAGAAAACCAAGUACCUGCUUUUUCCUCUACCGCAAAGCCUGGAGUUCUAAAAUCAUGGAGAUGGUUGCAUGCUGCAAAAGUGGUAUUUAUAAUCCACUUAUGGGCUACAAUAGUUUCAUUACUUCCAUCCUUGAUCAAUCACAUUCCUGAGAUGACCCCGACGAACAACAUGUUUAUCUGGGCCUCCUCCUCCAUUUUCAUCCUUCUUAUCCUCUACUCGAUGUUGGGUUCUCCUUAUUCAUACCCUACUACUUCUGGAUGUCAAAACAGUGAAUGGGCUACUCUGAAGUCUGUGAUGAUCGCAGUUGCUUCAAUUGGUUUAGGUCUAAUGUCUAUCAUCAACUAUGCUACAGCUCAAAUCGGGGCUAUCAUAUUGGUCCCCAUGUGUUUACUAGUUCAUCCUUUAAAGCUCACAGGUAGAUCAGGGAACUCAAAAGCAUUCUCGUUGAUAGCUUUUAACUUAGUGGUGGCAAUGAUUGGGUUUCCUCCGGCAGGGUUAGCCUUAAUCAAGGGUUGGUCAGAAGGGUUUGGUGCAGUGAAUGUAGGUGAUUUCUGGAUUUGGGCAGAGUCUUUAUGGGCAUGGAACAGUGCCACUUACCUCUAUGUGGUAUUGAUCCAUUUUCCUUGUUGGGUAUUAUGCAUGCAUAUUUUAUUGCAUCCAUGUUAAUACUAAUCUGUUGUAAAAUCUCCAUUAACGACACCGUAGUGGGUGUUUUUUUUUUUUCCUCAAGUGAAGUUCAGUAUCUUUAGAUUCUUCCGAUUUUGUUUGCAAAAAAUAUUCAGUUCUGUGAAGCCUGGUUUAGGAAUCACUCUGUUAUUCCACAUCAAAAUUCUGCUUA